AUUUAGACGUAAAAGCAUAUCGAGAGCAAGGCUAGCGCCAGGGCGUCUUGAGUCUUGCUGGAAUCUUGCCGAGGCGUUCGUGGGGCAUUGUACCUGUAUGUACCUGAUUGAUGGAUCUCGUGUGGCUUCGCGAUACAGCUGCAAGGAAACCGCGACGACGGCCCAAUUUAAUUCGCUGAUCCCCGCACAAGCUGACGAGCGGCGCCCCACUGUGACUGGCCGAGCCACCUUUCAGAAUGUCCGUGUCCGAUGACGUUGAAACGCUAUUCUUGGUCAUCCUUCAUCAACUUCCGCCUUAUUUAUUCUUGCAACACUGACGGACGUGUCGAUUCGUGUAUCCGACCUGGAUAGCUUUUGUCAGCUUCUUUCUCAUAGAUCCUUUGAAUGAAAUCAUGGCGCCAAACCAAGGCCUUGUGCACCUCAAGGAGUACGAUAUCAAGGAUAGUAAUGUCGAACUCAUCGGCACGGACAUCGACCACCAGGUGAAGUACAAGUCUGCGGCUACCGAGCCGGCUUGGAACGAUGGGGGAAUCGGCCAGUCGACAGGACUACACGUCUGGCGUAUCGAGGACUUUGAGGUCAAGCCGUGGCCGAAGGAGAAGUACGGCCAGUUCAUGGACGGCGACAGCUAUAUCGUGCUCCACUCGUACAAGGUCGGCAGUAAGGACGGAACUGAGAAGCUAGGCCACGACAUCUUCUUCUGGCUUGGGGCCCACACUUCGCAGGACGAGGCCGGCACGGCUGCUUAUAAGACAGUAGAGCUCGAUGAGUUCCUGCACGGAGCUGCGACACAGCAUCGUGAGCUGCAGUCGGCGCCAUCCGACGAGUUUCUGGGACUGUUCCCUCGCAUCUCAAUUCGGUCGGGUGGCGUCAGAUCCGGAUUCCGGCAUGUCGAGGACGGGGGGCCCAAGGAGGAGAUCCUUACCCUUUUGCGCAUUUUCAAGAACCCGUCCGUGGGCGCCAACGGAGUGGUGGUGCACGAGGUGGAGCCGACGUGGCAGAGUUUGGAUGAGAGCGACGUCUUUGUGCUGGACACGGGCGACAAGAUCUGGCAGUGGCAGGGCAAGAGCUGCAGCCCGAUGGAGAAAGCCAAGGCGGCGCAAGUGGUCAACGACAUGACCCUGGCUAAGCACACCGACGUCGAGGUUCUGGCGCAGGAAGAGUCGCGAUCCCGUGUCAUCGUCAAGCUCCUCGGAGGCGACGACGAUACGCCGCAGUCCGGGUUCCAGUGCCCCAGACCGGUCCGGUCAGCGUCCAAGGUGCACGCUGGCGAAAGGCCGCAGAAGCUCUUCCGGCUCAGCGAUGCUUCGGGCGAGCUCAAGUUCGACAUAGUCAAGGAGGGCAGUCAGGCGGCGCUUUCGGACUUCAACGGACAGGACGUGUUCUUGCUGGAUGAUGGAGGACGGGCCGUCUGGGUGUGGGAAGGACAGGACGCCAGCAGGGGAGAGAAGGCGAACUGGCUCAGAGUUGCGCAGGCGUAUAUUCGGCAGCUUCAAGGAGGUUCGGAGGCCAAAGAGGCCCAUCUCACACCGCUGGCCAAGGUGACGCAGGGCAACGAGAGCCGGGCGUUCCUGAAGGCGGUGCAAGUAUAAGGCGGAUAGGCUAGACGGCGGCAA
Messenger RNA from Colletotrichum navitas, 1616 nucleotides. Its product is annotated as gelsolin. Gene Ontology annotation, biological process: barbed-end actin filament capping; actin filament severing. Gene Ontology annotation, molecular function: actin filament binding; phosphatidylinositol-4,5-bisphosphate binding. The record is from RefSeq and is a predicted model, not a curated record. The coding region runs from base 393 to 1592 and encodes 399 amino acids. The transcript has a single exon. NCBI's taxonomy places the organism in Eukaryota, Fungi, Ascomycota, Sordariomycetes, Glomerellales, Glomerellaceae.